AUGUUCGCUGAUUUCCUUCAUUGCAAUUUGUGUUUUGGCUAUUCGGCUCCAUCCUCUCUAUCAAACAAUAACGAAGACAAAUUACGGUUUUGGUUGACUGAAUGUGGACAUAUAAUUUGCCAGGCUUGUUAUAAUAAAUCCACCGAACCUAGUACAGAUGACAACAAUGCUUCGAACUCUAAAGACUCCAAAGAACGCGUUUGUCCGGUUUGCCAAGCGAAAAGUACUGUAGUUGAAUUAACGAAUAAGCUUCCCAACAAUCUAAACAUUUAUUUUCGACCACCCAAUGAAUUAUUGGACGAAGCGGCUGAUGUCUUGAGAUUUCAACAAAGUAAUCUCUACGGAUUACUGAAUUUCCUAAAAGACAAAGUAAACAAACAAAAACAAGUUCUUGAUAAAGCCAAAGAAGAACUUAUCAAACAUAAAGAAAUUAAAAAUCAGUUACAAGCUCUCAAGGAAGAAAACAAACGCUUAAAAACCGAAUUACAAGAGGCAAGAACCGGCAGAAUUAAUAACAGUGAUCCAUCUUCAAUAUCAAAAGAAACACCAUAUUAUAGUCCACGAUCGCUUGAAUCAUCAUCAUCUUCAACAAAAAAUCGAAAUGGUCCUUAUGUUUCUCCAAAGCAGUCACGACCUCCAAAGACACCCAAUCCACCUUCACGUUUAUCUCUUCCCUCAACGUCAACAUGUUCUAUCUCGCCGGCACGACCAUCAUCGAUGAUGUGGAAUAAUGGAGCUGGAGAAUACCAAGGAUUUGAUGGAGGCGGCGCAGUUGAUAUGCAAGGAUCUAUUAGUUCAUUUGCACCUCAAAGUCAAGUAUUAUCGGCUCCGGCGAGAUAUAAUCAAACUUAUGUUGCAUCAACUCCAGUGAACAACAGUAAUCUGGAAAAGUUCAAUCAGUCUGAAUAUUCAAGAAAUCUGUUUUCUCAACAGACCAACGCAACCCCAUCCACUACAUUUUCUCGUCCUGGAACAUCAUCAAGAACUCGUAUGUCAUGGAACUCUCUACAUGGAGUAAGUGGAGGAGGUGGUGUUGGGACCUCUGGACGACCUAGUACAGCGCGUAUUAAUACACGGGCCUCUAGGUUAACUACGCCUAGUCUUGCCACUGUUCCAUCAACACCGAUGAAUGGUUCGGGUCAAUAUCGAUAUCCGUCGAAUUCUGAACAGCAGCAGUCCAUGCUUGGACCUCCCAGAACUCCUAUGACUAGGAAUAGAAACGCAUUACCAGGCUUUAUGAACGGGGAUGAACGGCAAUGA
Messenger RNA from Ambispora leptoticha, 1260 nucleotides. The record is from the annotation of a GenBank genome assembly. Lineage: Eukaryota; Fungi; Glomeromycota; Glomeromycetes; Archaeosporales; Ambisporaceae.